AUGGAAGACACUGGAAGGCAGUGGAAAGCACUCGAAGACAGUGAAAGACACUGGAAGACACUGGAAGAUACUGGAAGACACUGGAAGAUACUGGAAGACACUGGAAGACACUGGAAGACACUGGAAGACACUGGAAGACAGUGGAAAACACUGGAAGACACUAGCAGACAAUGGAAGAUACUGGAAGGUAGUGGAAGACACUGGAAGACUGUGGAAAACAAUGGAAGACACUGGAAGAUACUGGAAGACCCUGGAAGACAGUGGAAAACACUGAUAGACAUUGGAAAGCACUGGAAGACUAUGGAAAACACUGGAAGACACUGGAAGAUAUUGAAAGACACUGGAAGGCACUGGAAGGCAGUAGAAAACACUGAUAGACACUGGAAAGCACUGGAAGACUAUGGAAAACACUGGAAGACACUGGAAGAUAUUGAAAGACACUGGAAGACAGUGGAAAACACUGAAACACACUGGAAGACACGGGAAGACAGUGGAAAACAAUGGAAGACACUGGAAGACGCUGGAAAACACUGGAAGACAAUGGGAGACACUGGAAGGGACUGGAAAGCACUCGAAGACACUGGAAGAUACUGGAAGACACUGGAAGAUACUGGAAGGCACUGGAAGGCACUGGAAGACACUGGAAGACAGUGGAUAACACUGGAAGAUACUGGCAGACACUGGAAGACGCUGGAAGACACUGGAAGGUACUGGGAGACAUAG
This is a messenger RNA of Photinus pyralis (common eastern firefly), 723 nucleotides long. RefSeq names its product protein RNA-directed DNA methylation 3-like. Bases 1 to 723 code for a protein of 240 amino acids. The record is from RefSeq and is a predicted model, not a curated record. Lineage: Eukaryota; Metazoa; Arthropoda; Insecta; Coleoptera; Lampyridae. The transcript has a single exon.